CCGUGCUGGCCAUUCGUCGGUGCAUUGUUUAGUAUAGCGCAAUUCCUGCUCGAUUAUGCUGCUCACGAGUCGCAUGGGGCCGUAUAAGUCCAGUUCCUCUCUGGUGGCAACAACUCUGGUCUGGCUCGUCUACUCGACUGGUGGCUUACUACGUGACAGUCUUCGAUCUAUUUGCCUUGGCGGCGUAAGUACAGGAUGGGUCGUGAUGUCGAAUUCACGCUUAUGUGGGCCUCACCGGGAGCCAGCCUUCCCGAGAGAAGACUACGGCGCAAAGCCCUCGCAUUGGCUCUACGUGUCUGUUCCUGGUGCUGGGCGGGAUCAGGGCACGAAAAACAAGUUGCUUGAUGCUCACAAAGGGAUUCACACUGAAGUUCAAGAAGUUCAAGCCUCUAGGCCUCUACGUUCGAAGUGCAACUCUCGACCAUUACGGCCCGCAUCUUUCUCAGUCUUGGAAUCUAGAGGCGCACCGGUUCUAACAUCUGGUUGGGAUUGCGGCAAGUAACCCGCUGAGAAGUACUGGUCAUCUCCAGGUGCUGUUGACUACAUUAUCCAGCUCAUGACAGCAUCCAUCGUGUCAUCUUCGACACUUGAUCUCUCUUUUCGCGAUGGUUUGAGCGCAUUUACAGUUCUAAAAGAGCAC
Molecule: messenger RNA, 640 nt
Organism: Laetiporus sulphureus 93-53
Lineage: Eukaryota; Fungi; Basidiomycota; Agaricomycetes; Polyporales; Laetiporaceae
Exons: 1
Coding region: 56-502 (148 amino acids)
Source: RefSeq, a predicted model, not a curated record